Miscanthus lutarioriparius is the source of this 810-nucleotide messenger RNA. The record is from the annotation of a GenBank genome assembly. NCBI's taxonomy places the organism in Eukaryota, Viridiplantae, Streptophyta, Magnoliopsida, Poales, Poaceae.
AUGGUGGCCAACAAGCCGGCGGUCUCCCGGUGGCUGCACCGCCUGCUGGCCGAGUCCGGCGGCGGGGACCUCGUGUGCGUGCGCCUCGGCCCCGUCCACGUGGUGGCCGUGUCGUGCCCCGCGAUGGCCCGCGAGGUGCUGCGCAGGAACGACGCCGUCUUCGCGGACCGCCCCGCCACGUUCACCGCGGCCGCGUUCAGCGUCGGCUACCGCAGCGCCAGCAUCGCCCCGGCCGGGGACCAGUGGAGGAAGAUGCGGCGCGUGCUCACCGCCGAGGUCCUCGCGCCGGCCACCGAGCGCCGCCUCCGCGCCGCAAGGGAGGGGGAGGCCGACCACCUCGUGCGCUACGUCCGCGCGCUGUGCUGCCGUGCCGUCGACGUGCGCCACGUUGCCAGGCACUUCUGCGGCAAUGUCAUCCGGAGGCUCACCCUGGGGCGGCGCCACUUCGCGUUCGCGAGCCCCCAGCCGGCUGCGGCCGCCGGUCCCAGGCGCGACGAGGCGGAGCACGUGGACGCGCUCUUCGCGACGCUCAGCUACCUCGACGCCUUCUGCGUCUCCGACUACUUCCCGGCGUUCGUCGGUCUCGACCUCGACGGCCACGAGCGGGUCGUCAGGCGGGUGAUGAGGACGCUGAACCGCCUGCACGACCCCGUCGUCCAGGAGAGGGCCGAGGAGUGGCGUCUGCUGCGGAAGGCCGGCGAGCGACGCGACGUCGCCGACUUCCUCGACGUCCUCGCCUCGCUCGACGACGCGGCGGGCCGGCCUCUGCUCACCGUCGAGGAGAUCAAGGCGCAAACCAUCGCAAGCUAA